This is a messenger RNA of Cucurbitaria berberidis CBS 394.84, 852 nucleotides long. Its product is annotated as 3-oxo-5-alpha-steroid 4-dehydrogenase-like protein. Gene Ontology annotation, cellular component: endoplasmic reticulum. The record is from RefSeq and is a predicted model, not a curated record. NCBI's taxonomy places the organism in Eukaryota, Fungi, Ascomycota, Dothideomycetes, Pleosporales, Cucurbitariaceae. The transcript is spliced from 2 exons. Gene Ontology annotation, molecular function: 3-oxo-5-alpha-steroid 4-dehydrogenase activity. Gene Ontology annotation, biological process: polyprenol catabolic process; dolichol-linked oligosaccharide biosynthetic process. Bases 1 to 852 code for a protein of 283 amino acids.
AUGGCCAGCAGCCUCGAGGACCUGCCCAACCCGGCCCUCCUCCUGCGCGUCGCAUACCUCGCUGCCUCACUUCUUAUACUUGUCCUACAGUCUGUCCCCGCCCUGCGCACCCGCUUCCUGGCUUACGGCUCGCGUGCGACGGCACCCAACACCACAAAGGAACACCACCCCCAGCAGCCAUCGGCCGUCACCCAGCUGCUCGACCAUGUUGCCACAAUCCAGGUCCCGCACAACUACUUCACCCACUUCUACAUUACCUCGGUAGCCUGCUCGCUCUUCUGGGCAUGGAAGCUGCCACUCUGGCAUGCGCGGCCCCAGCUGCAGAUCGUGUGGGCCCUCAUGCUGCUCCAGGGCCUGCGUCGACUGCUGGAAUCCUACACAUACACCUCCACAAGUAAGAGCACAAUGUGGUUUGCACACUGGAUCCUGGGCCUCGCCUUCUACGUGACCAUCAACAUUGCUAUUUGGAUUGAAUCCCCAGGUAGAAUUCCCAGUGAUUGGGCGACAGCUGCUCUCGUGCCCGCGAUUCUCACUGCCCAUGCGCUUCAGCACAGCUACCACGACUACCUCUACCGUCUGCGCACCGAGAACAAGGGCUACCAGCUGCCCUCGCACUCCCUUUUCCCGAACCUGCUGUGUCCGCACUACACGUGCGAGGUUGCCAUCUAUACGCUGUUGUCCUUUCUGGCAGCACCAGAGGGCAGAUGGGUGAAUUGGACGCUGCUGUGCGGCACUGUCUUUGUCGCGACCAAUCUCGGAGUAACCGCUGUGGGAACCAAGCAGUGGUAUGCUGACAAGUUUGGAUUGGACAAGGUAGGUCCGCGGAUGAGGAUGGUACCUGGCAUGUGGUAG